AUCACGAGGCGACGAGGAAGUGCUGCUCAGCGCGUCCUUCACUUUACUCAGUAACACCUGAACACGUUAAAUAAGUCCCGUGUUUGUCAUUUAGGAGCUAUAUUAUUCUGUUUUUCGGGCUUUUAUGGAGUGACAGAAGCAAACAGCAGCGGUGGUUGGAACAAAGAGAUAAUCUUGGAGGUUUUAGCGUUUAUUUCGGGUCAAGCAGUGAUGGCAGCUCCAAACUCAGCAGAAAGAAAGGCCUGCUGGGACGCCAGGGACAAGCUGUGGAAAUGUCUGGAUGACAACAAUGAUCAAGCUGCUCCUUGCCAGAUGUUCCAGGGCGAGUUUGAGGCAAAUUGCCCUGCUCAGUGGGUGAAAUAUUUCACCAAGAGGAGAGACUUCUUGAAAUACAAAGCGAAGAUGGAGACAGAAGGCUUCACACCUGCCGAAGGCCCCAAGCAACCUUCCUAACCACUGGACUGCAGCCUGUCCGAAUCUGCAGACUGACUUUCAGCCUUAUUCAGACCAGGGCAAGAGGAGCGGGACUUGGAGAGGAGUUUCCUAACUUUAUUGUGGACCUGAACUUCACCUUUAUUUAUUUCUACAGAGAUAAAAGAAGAAAUCAUCCAUGUUAGCAGCUCUUUUUGAAAGUGACUUGAGCUUCCCUCUAUUGCCUCUAUUGGUCCAGCUGGUCUGAUAUGUUGGAUAACAAAGGAAAUCAAAAUGACAAAACAGUCAGUUAGAUUUCACCUGGAUAUUACACGUAAUGUCACUGUGGACGGACUGUACUAUUGUUCCUUGUGACGUUCUAAAUGAUGUUGUAAUACUCAUGAUCAGUUCAACCCAUAUACGAAUCCAUACAUACUGCGUCUAUAUCAACACUCAUCCUACCACUGUACAAGAUGAAUUGUCUGCGAUUGGGUUUUUAUCACCUCCUCAUCAUAUCUGUUAGCAGCCAUUGUAUUCUGUGUGCCGAACACAGCAGUGUUCUUCCUUUGCUUGGUGUUUGGGUCAAAGUCAAGGGUUCCGAUCAAUUAAAUUAUACUAGUGUGAUUAGAUAAAUGCUGCUCUACUGAUUGCUAAUUCCAGGACAGUGCCUCAUUAGUCAAAAACUCAAAGUGUGGCUGAUUUGUGAUGGUGUGUGUAGAUAAAUAAAAUAAUAAAUACA
This is a messenger RNA of Epinephelus moara (kelp grouper), 1150 nucleotides long. RefSeq names its product cytochrome c oxidase assembly factor 6 homolog. The transcript has 3 exons. The record is from RefSeq and is a predicted model, not a curated record. Gene Ontology annotation, biological process: respiratory chain complex IV assembly. Gene Ontology annotation, cellular component: mitochondrion; respiratory chain complex IV. Lineage: Eukaryota; Metazoa; Chordata; Actinopteri; Perciformes; Serranidae. The coding region runs from base 211 to 453 and encodes 80 amino acids.